AUGAUUGAGGACAAUAUUAAUGCAGAUAAGGCUCUUGAAAGGUGUGCCAAACAAAUGAAUAUUGAUCCAGAACCAAUAACCAACUGUGCUUCAAAUGAACAUGGUUCAAUUUUACUCAAGAAGCAUGGUGAUGAUACAAACAUUAUUAAGCCCAACUUUAUUCCUACUAUAACAUUAAAUGGGUCUAGGGAUGUCGUG
Molecule: messenger RNA, 198 nt
Organism: Iphiclides podalirius (scarce swallowtail)
Lineage: Eukaryota; Metazoa; Arthropoda; Insecta; Lepidoptera; Papilionidae
Source: the annotation of a GenBank genome assembly